This is a messenger RNA of Podospora bellae-mahoneyi, 6242 nucleotides long. It is a transcript of the gene SMC4, whose product is annotated as Structural maintenance of chromosomes protein 4. Gene Ontology annotation, molecular function: protein binding; ATP binding. The record is from RefSeq and is a predicted model, not a curated record. The transcript is spliced from 2 exons. Gene Ontology annotation, biological process: mitotic chromosome condensation; regulation of DNA-templated transcription. Gene Ontology annotation, cellular component: condensin complex; chromosome. Bases 1416 to 6188 code for a protein of 1590 amino acids. Lineage: Eukaryota; Fungi; Ascomycota; Sordariomycetes; Sordariales; Podosporaceae.
CCCCCACAAACUCAUUAAACCACUCCUCCUCCCUCCCAUCCAACGGCAAACUAACCAACUCCCUCCCCCUCCCCGCCACACUCUCCCCACCCUCGAUCACACUCCCCACCAACCUCUCAAACAACCCCCUCCUCGUAUUCUCCGGCCACACCCUAGUAAAAUACAACGCCUCCGUCACGCUCGUCCUCGCCAACGCCCCAAACAACAGCUCCAAACUCUCGCCCGUCUUGAGCACCGGCUGGACAGUGUUAUAAUACGCCAACGGCAACGAGUAAUCAUCCUCCGUCUUCUUGGCGUGCUUGACCAGGACUGUUAUAAUAUCAUCGGCAAACUCGCUUGGCAAGGAAGGGUGGCAGAGGUAUUCCAGCGCAAACUUGAAUUCUGACCUGUCCAUAUGCCACAGCCCCCGCAUGAGGAUCUGGUAGUUGGAUGGGAGCCCCGACUCGUCGGCGAGGGAAAGGGCUAGGUUGGAGGUGCGGGGGCCGCGUUUUUCGUCAAAGUCGAGGAGGAGGUAGAAGAGGACUGAGAGGCGGGCGUGGGGGGAGAUGCCGGGGGAGGAGGUGAUGAUUUGGUUGUGGAGGGAGCGGAGGGCGGAGGAGGAGUGAGGGGGAUAGACUUUUGAUGCUGGAACAAGGAUGUUAGUAUGUGGUGGGGGAGGGAGGGGAACAAACCAUCUUUGAUACCUAGGCGGUGGAGUACUCGAUCGAUGAAGAGGACGCCGUCGAAGGAUUUGCGAAAGGUUUCGAUUUGGCGGGAAAAGGUUGGGUCGUAGGGGGAUGGGCCAUCGGUUGGGAAGGCGGCGUUGAAGUGGGUGAAGUCGAGCAUGUUCAUUUUGGCGGUGGUUAUGGGAGGUGUGAUGUUGAUGGGUUGGGUUUGGGGGAAUGUAAACAGAGGAAGGCUUCAAAAGCUUGAAGCUUCAGAAGUGACGACGUGCGACCCGACCCGAUUGAUUUAUGAGUUAGAGGAAAAAGAAGCUUGGUUUAGCUUGUCUAACGGGGUGCGGUGGAGCUGAUAACGCCGUUAAGUGGAAAAUUGUCACGGGAUAGCGUGUUUUCGAGAUGGUCAAUUCAGACGCGCGAUAAGAACGCGUUCGACCAGUCAAUCGUGGCUGGUGUCCAGUGGCUAGUGGCUUUUGGCGGGGGCAGACGUGGCUUGUGAUUUGUUUACAAUCAAUCAAUGUCAACAGACAACAACUGGGGAAAGCGGGGCCUGAGCUCUGGGAUUUGUCGCAGCGACUUUUGGACUGAAACGACUCGACAAAAACUCGACGACGACCACCAGCGCGUUUUGUGUUUCUGUUGCGUGGGAGAUCUGCCAGGCGCUUUGUCUCUUGCCUUUGCGCAGCGAUCUGUUGCGCUGUUUGUUGUUGGUUUUCUUGAUUUCUUUUGGACGUUUGUAGCACACACACCGCAAAUAUGUCGACGCGACAGUCCCGCCGGAUUGCGACCCGGCGCAACACCACCAUUGUCGAGAGUUCGGAGGACGAGCUGGGCGACGGGUCCCCAAAAGUGAAGCAGGAAGAGGAGGAGGAAUACACACCGGCACCGGUCGAGAAGAAAAGACCAGGUCGGAGGAGGACCACCACUACCGAACUUGCACCAGCUGCACCUGCCGAGACACCAGUGAGGAGACCCAGAGGACGCCCAAAGAAGAGUCUUGCGCCUGCGGUUCCCCCCCCUUCCGCACCGCCUGUUAUCGAGAGUACCGAGAAUGUAGAUCCCGACCAGUCGCUCGCCAGCGUAGCAGGUGCAUCAUCAGCUGUUGACGUCGACGAUACCUCAGUUGGGCCCCCACCAUCGACAGUGAAGAAGCCUGUCGCGGCAGCCGACGACACUGUUGGACCACCACCAUCCACAGCAAAGAAGCCCGCUGGAAGACCACGAAAGAGUGUCGCGCCCCGUACAAGCAAGACACCCACGCCGGCGCCUGAAUUGAACGCUCCCACCCAAUCUCCAAAGCCAUCUGUGUCGCCAUCAGCACAGCUCCUACGCGAUGCCACCCCGCUUACCGAUAUCACUUCUGCGACCAAUAAUGCCCCGCCGAGUUCACAACAAGACGAUACCGUGAUUGCGCCCAUCAAACCGAUCAAGCCCAUGGAUACAGUGCUCGAGAAGCCAAUGGAUAUCAUGCUGAAGUCGCGCACAAUGCAAAUCCCCGUGAUUCAAGAUACCGGCCCAAAGCCGCGCAUUGUCAUCACUUAUCUUGUGCUCACCAACUUCAAGAGUUAUGCCGGCAAGCAGGAGGUCGGGCCUUUCCAUGCUUCAUUCUCCUCGGUUGUCGGUCCCAACGGUUCGGGCAAAUCCAACGUCAUCGACUCCCUGCUGUUCGUGUUUGGUUUCAGAGCAAGCAAGAUGAGACAAGGCAAGAUCUCGGCCCUCAUUCACAACUCGGCAAAGUACCCGAAUCUGGAGUACUGCGAGGUCGCGGUACACUUCCGUGAGGUGAUGGACCUUCCUGGCGGAGGUCACGAAGUCAUCCCAGACUCAGACCUGGUCAUUUCCCGCAAGGCCUUCAGAAACAACUCCAGCGCCUACUACAUCAACGGGAAGACCUCCAACUUCACAACUGUCACAACGUUGCUCCGGGACCGCGGGGUCGAUCUCGACCACAAGCGUUUCUUGAUUCUGCAGGGUGAAGUCGAGUCUAUUGCGCAGAUGAAGGCCAAGGCUGCCAACGAGCACGAUGAUGGUCUUCUCGAGUAUCUUGAGGACAUCAUUGGCACAUCCAAGUACAAGACACCUAUUGAGGAAUCAGCCGCCGAGGUCGAGACACUCAAUGAAAUCUGCUUGGAAAAGAGCGGUCGUGUUCAACACGUUGAGAAGGAGAAGCAGAGCCUCGAGGACAAGAAGAACAAGGCUUUGGCUUUCAUUCGUGAUGAAAACGAGCUUGCCAUGAAGCAGUCCGCUUUGUACCAACUCUACAUCAGCCAAUGCGAGGAUAACCUAGCUGUCACAGAUGAAGCCAUCAGUCAGAUGCAGGAACAACUCAACGCCGAGCUCGAGAAGCACAACGGCAGCGAGCAGAUCAUCAAGCAGCUGGAGAAGGCUCACGCCAAGGGCAACAAGGAGUAUGAGGCUCAAGAAAAGGAAACUCAGGCCCUGAUCAAGGAGAUGGCCAAGUUUGAGCAGGAGCGCGUCAAGUUCGAGGAGAAGCGGAAGUUCUUGGCCGAUAAGCGUAAGAAGCUUGAGAAGACCAUUGCCAACUCUGAGAACUCGGCAGAGCAGGCCGAACAGACCAUUCAGGAAUGCGCUGAGGAUAUCGAGAGGCGUGCGGCUGAGAUCGAGAACAUCGAAAGGUGGAUCAAGGAGGAGGAGGAAGAGCUGACCAAGAUCCGCGACAGCCUCAAGGGCAAGACUCAGCACAUGUCCGAUCAGAUUGCGGCGAAGCAAAAGUCGCUUGAGCCCUGGAAGGAGAAGAUCAACCAGAAGCAAUCUGCUAUCGCCGUGGCGGAAAGUGAGUUGGCCAUCUUGGAGGAAAAGGCCAAGGCUGGUGGUGUUGCGCUUGAGGAGAUGGAGGCCAAGAUUGUGGCCAUUCAGGAACUUCAGGCGGCCAAGGCGGAAGAGUUCAAGGCGUGCCAGGCUGAGAAGGAUGCGCUCAAGAAGGAGGGCAGAAGAGUGGUUGCUGAGCUGGAGGAGCUUGCUCAGGAAGAGCCAAAGUUCCGCGCUAAGCUGUCUAACCUGCGGCAAAAGGCGGACGAGGCUCGCUCAAGCUUUUCGGCUACCAAGACGCAAGGCAAUGUCUUAACGGCGCUUAUGCGCAUGAAGGAGUCUGGUCGCAUUGACGGCUUCCACGGGCGGCUCGGCAACCUCGGUGCCAUCGACAAGAAGUACGAUGUUGCCAUCUCGACGGCUUGCGGUCAGCUUGACAACUUUGUCACGGACACUGUCGAGGCUGGUCAGCAGUGCAUCGAGCACUUGCGCAAGACCAACUUGGGUCGCGGCAACUUUAUGUGCUUGGACAAGUUGAGAGUCCGUGACUUCUCACCCAUCAAGACUCCCGAGGAUGCGCCCCGUCUGUUUGACCUGGUUCAGCCCAAGGAUGAGAAGUUCAGACCUGCUUUCUACCAUGCGCUCCAAGAUACAUUGGUUGCGGAAGAUCUUGCCCAGGCCAACCGCAUCGCCUAUGGCGCCAAGCGAUGGCGUGUUGUCACUCUGGCCGGCGAGCUGAUUGACAAAUCUGGUACCAUGUCUGGUGGUGGUACGACAGUCAAGAAGGGAUUGAUGUCGUCCAAGCUGGUGGCCGAAAUCAGCAAGGAGCAGGUGGACAAGGUGGAGGCUGAUCGCGAUGCCUUUGAGCAGAGAUUCCAAGAGUUCCAAGAUCAUCAACGUGAGCUGGAGGCUCGUCUUCGUUCCCUCAAGGAGCAGAUCCCACAGCUUGACACCAAGAUGCAGAAGAUCAACCUCGAGAUUGAGAGUUCAUCUAGGAACUUGGCGGAUGUUCAGCGCAGAAUUAAGGAACUCAGCAAGGAGCACCAGCCUUCGAAGACAGACGACAACCGGGUUGCCGUCUUGCAAAAGGAGAUUGCCAAGAUUAACAAGGAGAUUGAGAAGCUCCAUGGCGAGACUUCUAGUGUCGAGGAUGAGAUUAAAGAGCUGCAGGACAAGAUUAUGGAGGUUGGUGGUGAGAAGCUCCGGCAACAGCGCACCAAGGUGGACAACCUCAAGGAUGAGAUUCGUUCCCAAAACGAGGAGGUCUCCAGCGCCGAGGUCCGCAAGGUCAAGGCUGAGAAGCAGAAGGUCAAGCUCGAAAAGGACCACGCCAAGGCUUCCAAGGAGCUCGAGGCUGCCAAUCGGGACCUGGAGAGCCUCGAGGAGGAGAUUGAGAACCAGGGCACCAAGGCUGAGGAUUACACCACCAGAGUCGAGGAGGCCAAGGAAGCUCUUGCUGCCAAGAAGGAGGAACUUUCCACACUCAAGGCCGAACUUGACGAGAAGACCGCCGAGUUGAACGCCACCCGUGCCGUCGAAAUCGAAAUGCGCAACAAGCUCGAGGAGAACCAAAAGGUACUCAAGGAGACGCAAAGGCAGCUUGCCUACUGGGAGAAUAAGCUAUCCAAGCUCUCGCUUCAAAACAUUGAGGACCUUGAGUCCGGCCGACCUUCCCAGCCUGUGGCCCCCCAGUCCCGGCCCAAGACGCCAGGUAACGAAGACGAGGAAGAGGAUGCCGAAGGCGAACCCGAGCUCGACGCCGAGGGCGACUCCCCCAUGGGCGAUGCCACCGACUCAGACGACGAAGACCCUGCCGCCCAGCUCCAAGCCGAGGCGGAAGCCACCUUCCUCGGUUCCGGUCGCGGCCCUAAUCCUGCCUCCAACCCACUGGAGCUCCCACGCUACACCCGCGAUGAGCUCUCUGAUAUGUCAGAAAAGACACUCAAGGGCGAAAUUGCCGUUCUGGAGGAAAAGACCCAGAACGUCAAUGUUGAUCUUGGUGUCCUGGCUGAGUACAGGCGCAGAGUAGAAGAGCACGCCGCCCGCUCCCAGGACUUGGCUUCUGCCGUUGCUCAAAGGGAUGCCGCCAAGAAGAGAUGUGACGACCUCCGCCGGUUGAGGCUGGAAGGUUUCAUGGAGGGCUUCUCCACCAUCUCGCUCCGUCUCAAGGAAAUGUACCAGAUGAUCACCAUGGGCGGCAACGCCGAGCUGGAGCUGGUCGACUCCCUCGACCCCUUCUCGGAAGGUAUCCUCUUCUCGGUCAUGCCCCCCAAGAAAUCAUGGAAGAACAUCUCCAACUUGUCUGGUGGUGAGAAGACGCUUUCUUCGCUUGCGUUGGUGUUUGCGCUGCAUCAUUACAAGCCUACGCCGCUGUAUGUCAUGGACGAGAUUGAUGCCGCGUUGGACUUCAGAAACGUCUCGAUUGUGGCGAAUUACAUCAAGGAGCGCACAAAGAAUGCUCAGUUUAUUGUUAUCUCGCUGAGGAACAACAUGUUUGAGCUUGCGGCGAGGCUGGUGGGUGUUUACAAGGUUAAUCACAUGACCAAGAGUGUCACUAUUGAGAAUAAGGAGUAUGUCAAGGGGCGGCAGCAGCAGCAACAGCCGUCGCAGCAGCCGGCGCAGUCCCAGAGGGGAGGGACGGAGCAGACGACGAGGGUGUUCGGGCCGGGGAUGGCGAGGAGGGAGGAGAGCGGGAAGGAGCCGGAGCGAUUGGGGAGCAGUAGUAGUGCGAGUAGUAACUUGACUCAUCGGCCGAGGUAAAGGGUGGGGGGGGGGUGGGAUUUUGGUUGGAUUAAAUCAAGAUGGAUGGGUGGC